Orycteropus afer afer is the source of this 342-nucleotide messenger RNA. RefSeq names its product pancreatic progenitor cell differentiation and proliferation factor (gene PPDPF). The record is from RefSeq and is a predicted model, not a curated record. Bases 1 to 342 code for a protein of 113 amino acids. NCBI's taxonomy places the organism in Eukaryota, Metazoa, Chordata, Mammalia, Tubulidentata, Orycteropodidae. Gene Ontology annotation, biological process: multicellular organism development; cell differentiation. The transcript is spliced from 3 exons.
AUGGCAGCCAUCCCCUCUAGCGGCUCGCUCGUGGCCACCCACGACUAUUACCGGCGCCGCCUGGGGUCCACGUCCAGUAACAGCUCCUGCGGAAGUGCUGAGUACCCUGGGGAAGCCAUCCCCCACCACCCAGGCCUGCCUAAAGCUGACCCGGGCCACUGGUGGGCAAGUUUCUUCUUCGGAAAGUCUACCAUCCCCUUCAUGGCCACGGUGCAGGAGUCCCCAGAGUGCUCAGGACCUCCCCAGGCCUCCAGCACCAUGAUCGCCUGUGACUUGGCUCAGGGCACCGGGAGGAAGCCGCCUGGAAGCCCGCCAGCGACACCAGCGCCGGGCCCCUCCUGA